AUGGAAAUCGACCAUGAGAGAAUCGACCAUCUGCCGGUCAUUGUAGAAUUCAGCGGUGGCCUUGAAAUACUGUUCUCAAAUAUUAGGAAACAUACCCUUUCCGUCCCGAAGGUCCAGAAAAACGGCAAACCAGUGAACAUCGCUUUCCUUGUCCACUACCUGUGCGACAACUUGAUGAGAGAUCCCCGAAAAGAGAUGUUUGUGUUGGACGGUACUGUGUACGUCAAUCUUAACGAGGUAAAUCCUUUUGAUGGUAACCCAGUGUGUCGUAGGAGGCCUGGAAUUCUGGUUCUCAUCAACGAUGCCGACUGGGAACUUGAUGGCGGUGAACAGUAUGAAAUACAACACAACGAUAAUAUUUUCUUUGUUUCGACCUUGCAUGGAGGCUGA
Messenger RNA from Bacidia gigantensis, 390 nucleotides. RefSeq lists its product as uncharacterized. The coding region runs from base 1 to 390 and encodes 129 amino acids. Gene Ontology annotation, biological process: protein urmylation; tRNA thio-modification. Lineage: Eukaryota; Fungi; Ascomycota; Lecanoromycetes; Lecanorales; Ramalinaceae. The record is from RefSeq and is a predicted model, not a curated record. Gene Ontology annotation, cellular component: cytoplasm; nucleus. The transcript has 2 exons. Gene Ontology annotation, molecular function: protein tag activity.